This is a messenger RNA of Helobdella robusta, 1230 nucleotides long. RefSeq lists its product as hypothetical. The record is from RefSeq and is a predicted model, not a curated record. Gene Ontology annotation, cellular component: cytoplasm. NCBI's taxonomy places the organism in Eukaryota, Metazoa, Annelida, Clitellata, Rhynchobdellida, Glossiphoniidae. The transcript is spliced from 5 exons. Bases 97 to 837 code for a protein of 246 amino acids. Gene Ontology annotation, biological process: signal transduction.
CUUCUGGCCAUAUUAACUUAUUAGUCAUCCUUUUUGGAAGGUUCUAUCGUUUUCUUGGUUGUCAAUUUUUAAAUUUUUUAGACACCAACGACUCAAAUGGCUUCUGGCGACAGAGAUGAACUUGUCCAACAAGCUAAGUUGGCCGAACAGGCGGAGCGCUACGAUGACAUGGCGACGUCCAUGAAGAAAGUCACGGAAUUAGGAACGGAACUGUCAAACGAAGAAAGAAACUUACUUUCGGUUGCUUACAAAAAUGUUGUUGGGGCCAGAAGAUCGUCUUGGAGAGUAAUUUCGAGUAUUGAACAAAAAACUGAAGGUAAUGAAAAAAAGCAGGGCAUGGUCAAAGAAUACAAAUUGAAGAUUGAAAAAGAAUUGGAAGAAGUCUGUAAAGAUGUCCUUGACCUUCUAGACAAGUUCUUGAUUGCUAAAGCUGGAAAUGCUGAGAGCAAGGUUUUCUACUUGAAGAUGAAGGGUGAUUAUUACCGAUACCUGGCUGAAGUUCGAACAUCAGCUGAAAAAACAAGUGUGGUUGCUGAAUCUGAAAAGGCCUACCAAUCAGCUCUUGACAUCGCUAAAGAGCAGAUGCAGCCAACUCAUCCUAUUCGACUUGGACUGGCUCUCAAUUACUCUGUAUUUUUUUAUGAGAUCUUGAACUCACAAGAGAGGGCUUGUCAAUUGGCUAAAUUGGCUUUUGAUGAUGCCAUUGCAGAACUUGAUACACUGAAUGAAGAUUCCUACAAAGAUAGCACCCUCAUCAUGCAGUUGUUGCGUGACAAUCUCACACUCUGGACCUCAGAGAAUGCCGAUGCUGACGGUAAUGAGGGUGAAGACAACUAAAAUUCAGAAUUCAGCUUUCUAUAUAUAUAUAUAUAUAUUUAUAUUUACAUAACGAAUGAAUAUUUAAAUGUCUGUGUUUAAUGAUUAAAGUUUACAUCAUUAAUUAUAUUUUUAUUUAUAAGUAAUUUUUAGCAAAGUCCGAAUAAUAUGCCUACUUAGUUGCAGAGGCACCAAAUUAAUUUUUUUCAAUUUUCACUUGUAGGAGUUGGCGUGUUUUGUAUUGUUGAUUAUUUUGUUAUCUAUUAUUAAUGUUAUUUACAUUUAGACGUUAUAUCAAUUUUUGUUGAUUUUUUAACAUUGUUUUGAUUUAUUUCAUACGUUUAAGAAUAUGUACUAGCUUUCAAAAAUUAUUAAGCUGAAACUACACGAAUAAAAAUGUUCUAGAACAUCGGA